AAUAGGAAUGGUGAAAUCAAGUUACCGCUGGGAGCAAUGUUUUUUUGAACGUUAGCAUUUGAUGACUGUCACAAGGCAGCGGGAUUUUGCCAUUCUUCCAAGAGGCCCAAGAGAGCAAAACACUAUGGCUUUUUGUGCUGGGGAAUGUUUGGGAAGAACUCUUGGCAAGAAAAGGACCCGGCCGUUUGACAGUAGCUGUCACUCAACUGAUCCUUACAGAGCUUUGAGAGUGGUUAGUAUCACUUAGUCUGUUAGCAUCGGCUCAAACCCGCAUGGAUUACUAAAGGCCAGCACGGAGUAGUUCUUAUCCCAUGUCUUGCUUACCAAGUUGACAAUGAUUGCCGCUCAGAUCAGCAGAAGUUUGCAUCACCGUGAAUACUGGAAAACAGUGGAUAGUUUGGACCAUAUGUACAUUCAAUAUGCAAGGAUUUGGAUACCCGAUUCAGAACUAGUGUGGAAGUCGGCAGAACUUUUCAAAGAUUAUAAACCAGGCGACAAAGUCCUGCAUCUUCGACUUGAGGAUGGCAAGGAUAUUGAAUAUAAACUUGAUGCUAAGUCUAAGGACCUACCACCCCUGCGAAAUCCAGAUAUACUUGUGGGUGAAAAUGACCUGACAGCACUCAGCUAUCUUCAUGAACCUGCUGUUCUCCACAAUCUCAAAGUUCGAUUUAUAGACUCAAAACUCAUUUAUACAUAUUGUGGUAUAGUUUUAGUUGCCAUAAAUCCUUACGAGCAGCUGCCUAUCUAUGGCGAAGACAUCAUCAAUGCCUACAGUGGCCAAAAUAUGGGGGACAUGGACCCCCACAUCUUUGCUGUGGCUGAGGAGGCAUACAAACAGAUGGCCAGGGAUGAACGAAACCAGUCCAUCAUUGUAAGUGGGGAAUCAGGAGCCGGGAAAACUGUGUCUGCCAAGUAUGCCAUGAGAUACUUCGCCACAGUGAGUGGGUCUGCCAGUGAAGCUAAUGUGGAAGAGAAAGUGUUAGCUUCUAAUCCUAUAAUGGAGUCUAUUGGCAACGCCAAAACCACAAGAAACGACAAUAGCAGUCGCUUUGGAAAAUACAUUGAAAUCGGUUUCGAUAAGCGGUAUCGAAUCACAGGGGCCAACAUGAGAACUUACCUCCUAGAAAAAUCGAGAGUGGUGUUCCAGGCGGAAGAGGAGAGAAAUUACCAUAUCUUCUAUCAGCUUUGUGCUUCUGCGGCAUUGCCUGAAUUUAAAGCUUUGCGGUUGGGGAAUGCAGGCUAUUUUCACUAUACAAAACAAGGGGGAAGCCCAGAAAUUGACGGAAUUGAUGACGCUAAGGAAAUGCUUACCACUCGACGGGCUUGCACACUUUUGGGCAUUGUUGAUUCCUGUCAGAUGGGAAUUUUCCAAAUCCUUGCUGCUAUUCUUCACUUGGGCAAUGUGUCCUUCACAUCUCGAGAUGCUGACAGCUGCACAAUACCCCCUAAACAUGAACCCCUCAGGAUCUUCUGCGAUCUCAUGGGAGUGGAAUACGAACAGAUGGCGCACUGGCUUUGCCACAGAAAGCUUGCUACUGCCACAGAGACCUACAUCAAGCCCAUUUCCAAGCUGCAGGCGAUCAAUGCUCGGGAUGCUCUUGCGAAGCAUAUCUACGCGAACCUUUUUACCUGGAUUGUAGAUCAUGUGAACAAAGCUUUGCAGUCCACCGUGAAACAGCAUUCUUUCAUUGGCGUAUUGGACAUUUAUGGGUUUGAAACAUUUGAGAUCAACAGUUUUGAACAAUUCUGUAUAAAUUACGCCAAUGAGAAAUUACAGCAGCAGUUCAACAUGCACGUCUUUAAGUUGGAGCAAGAAGAAUACAUGAGGGAACAAAUUCCUUGGACCUUGAUUGAUUUCUACGACAAUCAGCCCUGCAUUAAUCUCAUCGAGGCCAAAAUGGGAAUUCUGGAUUUGCUGGAUGAGGAAUGCAAGAUGCCUAAAGGUUCAGACAACAGCUGGGCCCAGAAAUUGUACAAUACUCACUUGAAUAAGAUGGCACUUUUUGAGAAACCUCGAUUGUCCAACAAAGCUUUUAUUAUCCAACACUUUGCAGAUAAGGUGGAGUACCAGUGUGAAGGAUUUUUGGAAAAAAACAAAGAUACUGUCUAUGAAGAACAGAUCAAUGUUCUCAAAUCAAGUAAGUUUAAGAUGCUGCCCGAGCUGUUUCGAGCGGAGAAGGUCAUCAGUCCCACCUCAGCCACACCCUCUGGUCGUAUCCCAUUGUCUCGAGCGGCCGUGAAACCAGCCAAGUCGAAAAUGGCCCAAGCAAGCAAGGAACAUAAGAAAACCGUGGGGCAUCAGUUCAGAAAUUCUCUGCACCUCUUGAUGGAGACCCUCAAUGCCACCACUCCACAUUACGUUCGGUGUAUUAAACCAAAUGACUUCAAGUUUCCAUUUAUGUUUGAUGAAAAGCGGACUGUACAACAGCUGAGAGCUUGUGGUGUGCUGGAGACAAUCCGAAUCAGUGCAGCUGGUUUCCCUUCAAGGUGGACCUAUCAAGAAUUCUUCAGCCGCUAUCGUGUCCUGAUGAAGCAGAAAGAUGUCCUCAGUGACAGGAAACAGACAUGCAAGAAUGUCUUGGAAAAGCUGAUUCUGGACAAGGAUAAGUACCAGUUUGGGAAGACAAAAAUAUUUUUCCGGGCUGGUCAAGUAGCUUAUUUGGAAAAAAUAAGGGCUGAUAAACUGAGAGCAGCUUGCAUCCGUAUCCAAAAGACUAUCAGAGGGUGGUUGAUGCGAAAGAAGUACCUGCGCAUGAGGAAGGCAGCCAUCACCAUUCAGAAAUACGUCCGUGGAUACCAGGCACGAUGCCUUGCAAUGUUCUUACGAAGAACCAAAGCUGCCAUCAUCAUCCAGAAAUUCCAGCGCAUGGUUGCUGCCCGCAAACGGUAUCAGCACAUCCGAGCAGCUACCAUUACUCUCCAGUCGCACUUGCGAGGCUACAUUGCCAGGAAGAAGUAUCACAAGGUCAUGGAGAAAAAGCAUCUCGAGGAGACAAAACAACUGGACCUAGACCUGAACAAUGAAAGGCAGAGGUAUCAGAAUCUGCUCCAAGAAUUCAGCCGGUUGGAAGAGCGAUACGAUGACCUCAAGGAUGAGAUGAAGCUGAUGGAGAAUGAAAGGCAGAGGUAUCAGAAUCUGCUCCAAGAAUUCAGCCGGUUGGAAGAGCGAUACGAUGACCUCAAGGAUGAGAUGAAGCUGAUGGAGACUAUUUCCAAACCGGGGCACAAGAGAACGGACUCCACCCAUAGCAGCAAUGAAUCGGAAUAUACUUACAACUCUGAGAUCGCCGAGGCUGAAGAGUUUCCAAUGGGAACAGAGGAACCGAGUGAGAAAAAGGCACCUUUGGACAUGUCUCUCUUCCUCAAACUACAAAAACGAGUGAAGGAGCUGGAGAUGGAAAAGCAGUCCCUGCAGGAUGAGCUAGAGAAGAAGGAGGACCAAGUUCUGCGGGCCAAGGCCAAGGAGGAAGAAAGGCCUCAGAUGAGAGGAGCAGAGCUGGAAUACGAAUCGCUUAAGCGUCAAGAGCUUGAGUCAGAGAAUAAGAAACUAAAGAACGAAUUGAACGAGUUGAGGAAGGCCCUGGUGGAAAAGAGGGGUCCAGAUGUCACGAUGCCUGGUGCCCCAGCAUACAGAGUCCUUUUGGACCAGAUGACCUCUGUCAGUGAAGAGUUGGAGGUCCGCAAGGAGGAAGUUCUCAUCCUGAGGUCUCAGCUGAUGAGUCAGAAGGAGGCCGUGCCAUUCAAGAAUACCAUGACAGACUCUACAAUUCUUCUGGAAGACGUUCAGAAGUUGAAGGACAAAGGAGAGAUCGCUCAAGCUUAUAUUGGACUGAAGGAGACAAACAGAUCAUCUCCUCAAGACUGUCAUUUGCUGAACGAGGAUGGCGAACUGUGGCUGGUAUAUGAAGGGCUAAAACAAGCCAACAGGCUGCUGGAAACUCAGCUGCAGGCUCAGAAGCGAAGCCAUGAGAAUGAUCUGGAGGCCCUCCGUGGAGAGAUCCAGAGUCUGAAGGAAGAGAAUAACCGCCAACAGCAGUUGCUGGCCCAGAACCUCCAGCUGCCCCCAGAAGCCCGGAUCGAAGCCAGUCUGCAGCAUGAAAUCACCCGUCUGACCAAUGAAAACCUGGAUUUGUUGGAACAGAUGGAGAAACAGGACAAGACGGUUCGGAAACUGAAAAAGCAGCUGAAAGUUUUCGCCAAAAAAAUUGAUGAGCUUGAAGUGGGCCAGAUGGAGAAUAUUUCACCUGGGCAAAUCAUUGAUGAGCCCAUACAUCCUGUGAAUAUUCCAAGGAAAGAAAAAGACUUCCAAGGAAUGUUAGAAUACAAGAAAGAGGAUGAACCCAAACUCGUUAAGAAUCUUAUUUUAGACCUGAAGCCUCGUGGAGUGGCAGUAAAUCUCAUCCCAGGGUUGCCAGCUUACAUUUUGUUCAUGUGCGUCCGCCAUGCCGACUACCUUAACGAUGAUCAAAAAGUGAGAUCCUUGCUGACUUCUACGAUUAAUGGCAUCAAAAAAAUUUUGAAGAAAAGAGGUGACGACUUUGAAACGGUCUCCUUCUGGCUGUCGAACACAUGCCGAUUUUUGCACUGUUUGAAGCAGUAUAGCGGUGAAGAUGGGUUUAUGAAACAUAACACAUCUCGUCAGAACGAACAUUGCCUGACUAAUUUCGACCUUGCCGAGUACAGACAAGUAUUAAGCGACCUGGCCAUCCAAAUUUACCAGCAACUCGUUCGCGUGCUAGAGAAUAUUUUGCAGCCAAUGAUUGUUUCAGGAAUGCUGGAGCACGAAACCAUCCAAGGUGUGUCUGGGGUGAAACCCACCGGACUGCGCAAGAGAACCUCUAGCAUCGCUGACGAAGGGACCUACACCUUGGAUUCCAUCAUCCGUCAGCUGAAUACUUUCCAUUCCAUCAUGUGCCAGCACGGCAUGGAUCCUGAGCUGAUCAAGCAAGUGGUCAAGCAGAUGUUCUACAUCAUUGGGGCCGUGACCCUCAACAACCUUCUGCUGCGAAAGGACAUGUGCUCCUGGAGCAAAGGAAUGCAGAUAAGGUACAAUGUAAGCCAGCUGGAAGAAUGGCUUCGUGACAAAAACCUAAUGACCAGCGGUGCCAAGGAGACCCUGGAGCCCUUGAUCCAGGCUGCUCAGCUGCUACAAGUGAAAAAGAAGACGGAGGAGGACGCAGGGGCCAUCUGCUCCAUGUGCCAUGCAUUGACUACCGCACAGAUUGUGAAAGUGUUGAACUUAUAUACUCCCGUCAAUGAGUUUGAAGAAAGAGUAUCUGUGUCUUUUAUCCGGACAAUACAGCUGCGUAUGAGAGACAGGAAGGAUUCCCCUCAACUCCUAAUGGAUGCUAAGCAUAUUUUCCCUGUCACUUUCCCGUUCAACCCUUCCUCUCUCGCAUUAGAAACUAUCCAGAUCCCAGCGAGUUUGGGCCUAGGAUUCAUCACUCGGGUCUGAACCAAGAACCCGGAGUUAAGCUGUCGACCAUCCGUUUCUACUUACAAUCUCUUUCACGAUGAAAAUAAAUUGAGUCAAAAGCCAUGAGGGGGUUUGGGAAGGAAUAGAGGGAAAAGACUGGAAGGGAAUUGUGAAUAUGCUGUUGAACCGCAUUGCCGAAAACCGGAAUGCGUCGUCAUUCUCUCGCCACCGGAAGCUGAUAGAAACUAUUGCGCAUUUGUACAGAUUCACCCAUCCCGCGCUGAGGCCUACCUAAAGCUUUUCAGGUUAAGCAAAACAUCAGUGCACACCUUAAUGUUUCUCCCCCACCCCCACCUCACCCCCCAGUUGGUUGCAAGCUGUCUUAUAUUUGCAUUGUAAACCAAAAAAAAACAGUCUGUGACUGAUAAAUCACAAUGAGUUUUCUUUUUACCUUUCCACGUUAAGAUAAAAAAAAAAUUAUAAUGUGCAUCUGGUGGCAAAAAAAGGAAAGGUUGUGAAGAGGAGUAUUUUCCGUUUUAACGGCUCUGAGAAUCCCUUCCUAUAUUCCGUAUUUCACACGUACGCUUAUUAUUAUUAUUAAUUUUUUUGGUAGAAAACAGUCACCAGUUUGUUUCUUUGUCUCCACUGAGUGGAAUGGCGUCAUUCCAGUGCAAUGGUGUGAGUGUGUUACCUCCAAUCCGUAAUGUGUUCCUGACUCUUGUGUUGGUCAGGAAGCUAAAGGCGAGGAUAUGUUAAAGCUCCUUGUAAGACAUUUCAGCAUAUUUAAGUCACCAGUGAUCUGCCAGUUAUCAGGGACCAGCCAGGAGCUAAAGCCAGGUGCAAUUUUCAGAGAAGGGUGGAAAUAUUUAGGGGUAGCUUCUGUGUAUGUGUAUAUAAACACAGACACAUAUAUACAUAUAUAAAUAUAUAUAUUUCAAAGACCUGAAAGUUUAACAGAGACAGGCAACAUACAAGUAUCACUCAUCAGGCAUUUUGCCUGUACAAACCAUAAAAAAAACCAUUGAAAUAAAUAGAAAUAAUCAUACUGUUAGAAAGCACCAUUCAUUAGGACAAGGUUAAAUAAGUUUUUUUUUAUAGGUUUCAACUGAGAGAUAAUUGAUCAAAUCAGUUGAUUGCCUCCCUAUUUAUGUCGGUGUGCGACAUAAAUGAUGAAUCAAUGAAAAAUAUUUUGAUUUACGUUCUGGUAUAAUAGAGCUGCUUAUUUCGUACUGUUUUCAAACCAUAUUACAAGUGUUGCAGUCUGUGGUGUUCUUUUAAAUGUACAAUAAUUUUUAAAGGUGCAGAAAUGCAGGUUUAUAAAAUCACUGUAACUUUAAUAGUCCGGUCUUUUAAUAAGAUUGAUGCCAGUGUCAAGAAACAUAUAAGUAGUAACAGGAAACGAUAAUUUAAGCACAAUCUCAGAAACUGGAACCUGCUUUCUAAAGUCUAAAGAACCAACCCAACAAUAUUAUAUUUUAUAUUUAUUUAUUGUUUUGGUAUAUGUUGCUUUUCGUUUUUUAUUUGCUGGAUGUGUAAUAAGAGUGUGUAAUAUUUAUUUUGGAGGUUUGGGAAGAGGUUUUUUUAAUAGGGAAAGGGUUCAUUUAAAAUGCACCUCAGACAUUUAAUCCUGGAAAAGAAGCUAUUCCCCUACCAUUAGCACCACUCCAAUCUUACGAUUUUCUUAAAAGCUUGCUCCACAUUCAUUUUUUUAAAAAAUGUAAUGCUAUCCCUGAUUUGCACCCAUUUUAUUAAAAAAAAGAGAGAGGAAAUAUUCAUUUUCUGUUUCCAUGGGAACAUUUCAUUUGGACACUUUAUGAAUAUAAUCUGAUGAAAAGAUUUUGCCGAAAACUCUCAAGCUGCAGAUACAAUAGUUGUCAUGAUUUUCCCCAGUGUGAAACUGACAUUUUGAAAUAUUUGUGGACCUUCACUUAAAAGUUCUCCAGGUUCCUUUAAAAUAAUAAUAAUAAUAAUAAUAAUAAUAAAUUAAAAAGCCAGGUACGGUCAGUGAUGAUCAGAAAUACAAAAGACGAUGUUACAUUAUCCCAAGCCUGCCGUGUGCAAUAUUUUAAUUUAUCCUAACAACUGAAUUAUGUUUAUUUUCAAACAUAUCUCUGCUGUAAAUGCACAUUCUUAAAACGGUCUAGUACUGGACUUAAUCUCUCUGGGCACCUAAAAGAUGCUGUCACUCGAAACAGGUUUAAAUAGGUUUUCGUGUGCGAAAGAGAGAUGACUGACAGGGACACUGUUGAGGUAAAUAAAAGAGGCCUGAUUUGGGGGCCCCUCCCCAUUCUUUUUGCUUUGUUUUAUUGUGGGAAGGGAAGCAAAUGCUCUUUGAUUUUUUUAAAAAAAAGAAAUAUUCAGGUACUCAAGUAUUGCCUUUAAUACAUGUUCUUUAUUUAUGAUACAUUAAUAGGUCUUUACUUGAAAAUGUGCAUUUUCUUUUAUAACUGGCACUAUGUUUACAAAAGUGACUAAGAGAGUGUGUCCCUCCUAGGAUUACUUUAAAAUGCUCUAUUAAAAGGUACACUUCCUCUGUGGCUCUAGCCAGUUGGGGCUUGAUACCACAAAGGAGCUGAAAGUUGAGGUCCUAGAGUGGCCAUUUCCACCCUAAUGGCUUCCUAAAUGAUCGGUGGACUCUAUUCUCAUAAUCUCCCAGCCACAGGUGUAAAUUAGUCAAUUUCCUGUUUGUUGCGUGGUCAGUUUCUCUGUGCGUGGGUGUGUGCUGUGCAGUCAAACAAUAGGCGUCCAAAACACCUUGGAGAAGGUGAAAAUACAAAAGAAUAGGGUUUUAAUCAGUCAUCUUUAGGGCAAUAAUGGAGCAUCAAAGAACGUUUCAGAGACGCUGAAUCUGUUUUGCUGAACUGGUGACACCAUUUGGCAUUGGCGAUUGGCCGGGGUGGGGGAGGUUAUCUCCCCCCCCCCAAGUUUUACACUCAUGCUCCCAGCGAGAUUUGCCAUGCUAGUUGUGGAUUAUGAGAGUUCAUGUUCAGAAUCUUAGAUGGCUACUCAGAUGGCAAAAUACACUAACUUCUCAACUCUCACUGGAUUCUUAGCAUACUGUACAACAGACGUAUCCAAUCUUGGCAGCUUUAAGUCUUGUGGACUUCAAAUCCCAAAAUUCCCCAACCAGUCAUGCUGCCUGGGGAAUUCUGGGAGUUGGAAGUCCACAGGCCUUAAAAUUGCCAAGGUUUGACAUCCCUGCUGCAUAAUGAAAAGGCUAUAACAGAAAUUAUGUAAGGGGACAGCACUACUUUUAAAAUCUAGCAGCCCAAUUAAUUUCCCCUCCAGAAUAUCUCCCUACCGAGUACUGGAAUCCUGCCUUUUCAUUUCAACUGAAUAAUUGUUGUUUUUUUUCCAAGAAUUUGACAAUUCCAAAAGUGAUGAUGGUAUCUUUAGAUAUAUGGUUUUUAAUUUUUCGUUUUGUUUGUAUAAAAGCCUUAUUGUAUCUUGUUUACUAAUAAGAGUGAUGGAUGCCUCUUGGCAUUAUCCUCCGACUGCGUAAUCUGAUUAAAUAUAUCUUUCUGUCACAUUAAAACCGAAUGCUGCUUUUCAUGUUUUAAAGGAAUUCCGAGUUUAACUGUGCUCUGUAAUUCAUCCAACACUUUACAUAUCAGUAUUUUGCGUGCACUUUUUAUGGGUCUAAUAUUUUACUGUUACAUGCUAGAAAACCAACUGUUUUCAAGUUAGAAUUUGUAGCAUCUAACACAAUUCGAGUUUUGCUUAUUUUUUCCUCCCCUUUAAAACACGAUCAUGUUGUUUUAAUGUGUUGUUUUAAAGUGUUGCCAUCUCUUUUACUUUUAACUGAUAUGCUAUAAUUUCUCGUCCUCCCCCCAAAUGUGCUUUUGAAAUGUCUAGACCCAAAAUAUUCCUCCAAUAUUACCUCAUUAGGUUUCAGAUAGUUUUCGCUUUUCUUCCAACCGCUCCUACAAUGUAAUUUUGCGAUUGGAAGAAUGUUUCUCGCUUAGUCUGGAACAAUUUUUGUUUUACGGAGUGUUGCAGUCCUGGGCAUCCUUUUAAAGCCCCCCAAGAAAAUUGCAAGCAAGGAUUAAAUGCAAUGUAUUCAAAACAUGCUUGCUAUGAUCAUACAGCUUCUUCCUUGCUUGUGCUGGAUCUGUUUGUUUUCAGUGCCCACCCCCAGGAUAUCCCAAAGGGGCUGGGGGCAUUGAUUUGUCUGUUUCCACGUGUACAAAGCUUUGUGCAUCAGACAUCGGUCACAAUAAAUUUGCACUAUUCAUAAUAGGUCUUUCCUGCUGAUACAAAGAGGUCAGCUUUUGUAGGGCAGGUUGUCCCACAACAUCCAAUCUCGCCCAAAAUAAUAAUUUCAGGUCUACACACGGAUAACAGAGUAUUCAUGAUCCCAAACCCCUUUUUCUUUCUCAAAGCAACACGUUCAGUUUGUUUUUCCAUCUCAACCCGCUGUAUCUUUCUUUUUCUUUUGAGAUUUUCAAAACUGGACGCAUUUCAACUGUUGAUUUUCUUUUGCAAUCGCUCAAUCAUUGUCCUUUUAAACUUGCAAUUCCUUUUGAAGCAAAAAACAACAGGGUUUGAGGUCUUUUACCCACUUAGGCGUAGAUAGAAACCAAAAUGUUAAUCCGAAUGACUUAAGCUUGGAAUUGUCAUGGUGUCUGACAUAAUUAAUAAAUGUAUGCUUCAUAAAUGCUGUAUCUUAGAAGAAAUGUCCAAAUAAAAGGAAACGCUAAAAAGUC
Messenger RNA from Ahaetulla prasina, 10122 nucleotides. RefSeq names its product myosin VA (gene MYO5A). The transcript is spliced from 38 exons. Lineage: Eukaryota; Metazoa; Chordata; Lepidosauria; Squamata; Colubridae. Gene Ontology annotation, molecular function: ATP binding; actin filament binding; microfilament motor activity. The record is from RefSeq and is a predicted model, not a curated record. Gene Ontology annotation, biological process: vesicle transport along actin filament; actin filament organization. Gene Ontology annotation, cellular component: myosin complex; cytoplasm; vesicle. Bases 335 to 5455 code for a protein of 1706 amino acids.